Messenger RNA from Brassica napus (rape), 2038 nucleotides. RefSeq lists its product as uncharacterized. Lineage: Eukaryota; Viridiplantae; Streptophyta; Magnoliopsida; Brassicales; Brassicaceae. The record is from RefSeq and is a predicted model, not a curated record. The transcript has 2 exons. The coding region runs from base 1245 to 1955 and encodes 236 amino acids.
UUUUUAGACGGAACAUUGGUAUCGUAUCCACGGACCCGAAGACUAAGUUACGGAAACUUCGGACGAAGAUGCAUGGUUAUGGGAUGGGAUCGGGUUCGGAAUGGUCCAUGGAGAAUUGGCCGCGCUCGGCGGGCGAGCCGAUCCGCGGCACGAUCGAGCUCGCCGGCGAGCCGACCGGCAACACGGUCGUGCUCGCCAGGCGAGCUGGCCCAUGUCACGGGCGAGCUGGCCCUUGUCACGGCCGAGCUCGCCGGCGAGUCGACCGGCAACACGGCCGUACUCGCCGGUCGAGCUGACCCGUGUCACGGCCGAGCUCGCCGGCGACUCGACUGGCAACACGGCCGUGCUCGCCGGGCGAGCUGGCUCGUGUCGCGGCCGAGCUCGCCAGGCGAUCCGUUCCGGCUGUUCGUUUUCUCGGCUUUUGAAGUUUUGACCGAGAUUCGGUUUUUCUAAGGACUUUCGGAUAUCGAUUCCGUCGUGACCGAUUUUGACCCCAACAGUUAGCCUCCCUGCUAGCUAGGAUCCAUGUACAUGGGUGUUAGGUCCUAGCUUGCGGUAUGGUCUGUUCUAGGUGGAAUUUAGACGUAAUCGUUUGUCGAAAGAUCGAAGGUGAAUAGUAAAAAAGAAAAAAAAUUGUAUAAGUAAGGGAAGUAAGUUUUUCAAAUUCUUUACUCACUUCUUCCCUUAAGAAAAGAUUUCUCCAAGAUAAUAAAAAUUUCUCCAAGAUCUCUCUUUGCUCAAAGAAAAUGUCUUCAAGAAAAGGAUCUUCAAAGAGGAAUUCUUCCUCACACUCAUCUUCGGGUGACUCUUCUGCCAAUGAGGUGAUCGCCCCGAAAGAAGAGUUUGAAGUUGAGGAAGAAGCAAAGGAUGCGUACUACAAAGCUCUUUGCGCCUCGCCUCCGCCUUCGCAAGACAUUCCGAUUCCUAAGAGGCCCGUGAGGUCGCCAAACGCACCCCUUACACCGAGCAUGGUCUCUCCCGACUACCUCACGACUCUCAGGGACUUUUACCAGAUCCCAAGUGAAGUCGUAUUUCAGAUCCCGAGUGGCAACGAGAGUGCGAAGAACCCUCCGGAAGGUUUCUUUACUUACUAUGAGGCCUUCCUGGUGUAUUGCCGUUUGUGGUUUCCGAUCCCUGGUACCAUCGUCCGCGCGCUUCGCCACUUUGGGCUUUCGAUCAACUAGCUAAGCGUUCCGGCCUUGCAGCAUUGGCUCGGCGUGUUGAUCUUCAGUUACGAGCUAGGAAUGGACCUUAAACCUAGCGACUUCGAGGGAUUUUGGUUUACGAGAGGAACGGGGAUCGAUGGCUCAUACCGCACGGCGCCAAAGAAGGGUAUGGCUACAAUUCAGGGGCUCACUUCACACCCUAAGGCAUGGUUCGAGCGCUUUUUCUUUGUCCGGAUAGAUGGGGAGUCUGUCGAGGAGAGCUACCUCCACCUAUUCCGUCGGGAGUGGAACUUCACCCGUGUGAACAGGAUCCUUCCGCCGACUCCUGCCGAUCUUUUUGCCAAGCGAGAUCUUCUCCGCAGCAGGCCGUUCUUCUGGAAUUCCUUCACCGUCGAGCGGAUUCGAAGCGCGGUGGAGCUCCAUCGAUCUCGAGUCGUCUCUCAGCCUCUGGACGUUCCGUAUGGCGUAGAACCGGUCAUUGAUGUCUUGCCUGCUCAGAGGCAGAGAAUCAGGUCUCGGAAAGGCAAGGGCGUUGCCUCCGAGAACGUCUUCGGAAACCUUCCGCUGCCAGAAUGGAACCCUGGUUUCUCCCCAGGGGAAAGGAUUGGAACCAGCGAGGUUCCCCUUCCCAGCGACUUUUUUGCCGACCUCCCUCCCGGUUUUACUACUCAUAAGUCGCUGGACGAAGAGUCGAGGAGGAAAGUAGUCGCCGAAGGCUCCAGCUUAAUCAACGAGGUUUAUCCUUUGAACUUUGAUCUAAAAUAUAUUUUUUUUUGUUUCCCUUUCUGAUCUUAAGUUCGUGCAGGGGAUGAGAGUGUUCAAUGCGGCGCUCGACGGAAGUUUCCGGGAGUCGCGUAUCUCUCACUUCAAAG